This is a messenger RNA of Pseudogymnoascus destructans, 402 nucleotides long. RefSeq lists its product as uncharacterized. Lineage: Eukaryota; Fungi; Ascomycota; Leotiomycetes; Thelebolales; Thelebolaceae. The transcript is spliced from 3 exons. The record is from RefSeq and is a predicted model, not a curated record. Bases 1 to 402 code for a protein of 133 amino acids.
AUGGUCACGUGGUUCCUUGGUGAAGAGUUUGCGGCCCUCCGCGACGCCGAAGAGGCCAUCCCCCUCAUUCCCGCCGACGUCGCCGCCGCCGCCACCGACGCAAAUCGGGUGACCCUCCUGGCCGCCCAGAGCGUCCCCAAGUUCCGCUCCGAGGCGCAGUGUGACCUCUAUGAGGAGGCACAUGCCACUCGGGCUGCCCUCGAGUCAGGGCUUGCCCAAAUUCAGUCGUCGCUGCGCCAUCUGCGGACAGAACAUGAGAGCGUCCUGGCUCUCCUCGGGGAGUUGGUGGCUGCUGUGGGCAAACUGCCCACCGCUGCCGCUCCCACGGUCGCCCCAACUCAGGGUGAUGGGAGGAAGAAGGGGGAAAAGGAUGGGGAAGUUGGGGCGGCCUACGGGGCCUAG